This is a messenger RNA of Angiostrongylus costaricensis, 2286 nucleotides long. NCBI's taxonomy places the organism in Eukaryota, Metazoa, Nematoda, Chromadorea, Rhabditida, Metastrongylidae. The record is from the annotation of a GenBank genome assembly.
AUGGAUGGGAACCCAAGUCGGCGGCUCGAGAAGGUCGGGCUUUAUCAAGUAGGAAGAGCGAUUGGCCGUGGAAAUUUCGCUACCGUCCGAUUAGCAAGACAUGACAUCGCUAAGACGAAGGUAGCAAUGAAAAUCGUGGAUCUGGCAGCACUUGACGAAGAGAAUUUAAUACGUCUCGAACGAGAAGUGCAAAUCUUGACACGUGUUAAUCAUCCCCAUAUAGUGAAACUUUAUGAGAUAAUUCGGACCGAAUCAUCAGUAUAUAUAGUAACUCAGUACUAUAGUGGUGGAGAGCUUUUCGAAGUUUUAAUCGGGCGUGGUAGAACAGCUGAAGAUGAGGCUCGACGAUGGUUUGGACAAAUCUCGUCGGCUGUUGCAUAUUUACACCAUAAAGGCAUUGUUCAUCGAGACUUGAAGGCUGAGAAUAUCCUUUUGGAUAAGAAUAACAAUGUUAAAAUAAUUGAUUUCGGAUUUUCUAACAUGCAGGCGCCUUCACAGUUGCUGCGGACAUGGUGUGGAUCACCUCCGUACGCAGCACCGGAACUUCUGCUAGGCAAGGAAUAUGAUGGGCUCAAGGCUGAUAUGUGGUCUCUUGGUGUGAUUCUGUAUAUUCUUGUUACCGGUGGCUUUCCAUUUCCGGGUAACAAUGUCGAAAAUCUGAAACGAGCAGUGUUGUCGUGUCAGAUGAAAAUUCCUUACUGGGUUUCUGUUGAAUGUGCCGAUCUGAUCAAGAAGAUGCUGGUGUUCAAUCCAUUUAAGCGGUGGGGCAUCAGUGCUGUUAUGCAGCACAGGUACGUUGUUAUCGUUUGGCACAUGUUGGCAUCGGCCACAUGUCUUUCGGAACGACGUUCGCUUAAACUAAACCCGACGAUCCUAUUGUUUAUGCAGCAGCAUGGACGAUGGUCAGAGGAGCAGAUUGUCGAUGACGUUCUGAAGCACAACUUUGAGAGUUCUAUUUUUGCCACAUAUGAGUUGUUGUGCGACAAACUAGGGAAAAAUUCGUUUGAAGGUGGCCCAAACGACUAUCCACGACGAGGAUCACGUGGUUCUAUUCUUAGUGGAAAAGCAAAUGUUGAAAUGGAGCCGUCGGCAACACCGAUCUCUGCCCAUCAUCUGGCUCAACUGAAUUUAUCGCUAUCAAAUGCAUGUUUUAUGUCUUUAGUGUCUUUCUCUGUUUCUAAAAAAUCUAUGAAUAUUAAAUAUGUAACGGAAAAAUCGUAUUCGAGGCGACAUACGUUGUGUGCGAUUCGUAAUCAUUCAGUGUUGAAAUUCGCGGUCCUCAAUCACUCUGCUCUUACUUAUUUGACAACAAAUCCAGUAACUUCUCAGUUCCCUCAGUUUCCUGGUUUAUCGCUUUUGCCAAUUCUGGAUUGUAAACGAAUGUUGCCUGUUCCAAACAGUGAACGGCGUGCUUCCGCGGGUGAGAAUCUCUUGAAUCCGGAUACCACGGAAAAUUUCAGUUGCCUUGUUCAGUCUUCUCCAACGGGUAAUUUGGUUAGGAGUGUUGAGGAGGAAGGUGAGGGAUAUCUAAGGAAGCAUGCCGGAAAAAGGAACACUGUACAUAGUGCCUCAUCACCAUUCGGAUCUUCUUCGCCAGUACCACGACAUAGUCCAUAUACGAAGGCGUCAUCAACGGAAAGACGAAGCAGUUGGGCUUCAUCGGCGAUUACCAUACAUCAGCAUCAACAACUGGAACGAAUGUAUAGGCAGGCGGUAUCGAAUCCGGCACUGCAAAAGGAAUUUCAAAGGCUCGGUCAAAUUGCCGCUCAAAGCUGCAGUCCAACGUUUCCAUUUGGAUGUCCUCGAAUUUCAAUAACAGAUGAGCAUAACCGUAGUUUGGCUGCAGGAUCGAGCUCAUUUGAUCCGGUUAGCAUUUUUGAGCAGAAGGUGAACGAGGUAGUGUUUGGUCAACGACCGGCAACCGUUAUCGGAUUUGCCUCGAUAUCCAAAUCUGGGACCUCAUCUCCUGAAGAAAGUAUGGAUGACCGGGUUAAAAGUUUCGUUUCUUCUCUCCCACUUGUUGAAGUGGUCUAUGAGUUGAAAAAUUGCUUAAACGAAAUGCAGAUUCAAUUUGAAGAAACCAAUGAAGUUGUGUAUAUGGACCAAGAAAUGCGCCGUUUAUCGCUUUCAACCGGCAUUGAAAUCGGUUGUGCUACGUUACCUGUGGAACAGAAGUCUUACAUUGAAUUCGCAAUCAUUACGAGCAAUUCGGCGAGUAGUGAACUACUUUGUGAUCAACUUAUCUCUCGGCUGAAACUUUUGGAUCCACUGGCAUCGUCUGAAUAG